Molecule: messenger RNA, 705 nt
Organism: Mesorhabditis belari
Lineage: Eukaryota; Metazoa; Nematoda; Chromadorea; Rhabditida; Rhabditidae
Source: the annotation of a GenBank genome assembly
AUGGCACCUAAGGUCGCCCACACCGAGCAACCACACGAGGAAAAGAAAACUGGAGGCUCAAUAGAUGGGUUGACUCGAGGAAUUCGUGCCAUCCUACUUGGGCCCCCUGGAGCUGGAAAGGGCACGCAAGCUGGAGAUCUAUCGAGGAAAUACGAGUCGUGCCAUCUGGCAACCGGUGAUAUGUUGAGGGCUGAGGUAGCUUCUGGAAGCGAGCUGGGGAAGAACUUUAAAACAGACGAUGGACGAAGGGAAGCUCAGUGCGCGAAGGGAUUCAUUCUUGAUGGAUUUCCACGAACGACUGUCCAGGCUCAAAAGUUGGACACCCUCCUCGAGAAACGAAAGACACCACUGGAUACCGUUGUUGAAUUUAAAAUCGACGACAAUCUCCUUGUGCGACGUAUCACUGGCCGUCUUUUCCAUCGUGAGAGUGGUCGUUCGUAUCACGUCGAGUUCAAUCCACCAAAGGUGGCCGGUAAGGAUGAUCUCACUGGUGAACCGUUGAUCAAGCGCUCGGACGACAACGAAGAAACGCUGAGGAAACGAUUGUUGCAAUAUCAUGAAAUGACGUCACCCCUGGUUGGAUACUAUCAGAAACGAGGAGUCCACACGGCUUUUGAUGCUUCCAGACCCAUCAAGGAUGUGAGCGCCGAGAUCGACGCUCUCUUCGAGAAGUUCACCAAAAACAAGGAUCGACGCAUGUUUGCC